Melampsora larici-populina 98AG31 is the source of this 1167-nucleotide messenger RNA. RefSeq lists its product as uncharacterized. NCBI's taxonomy places the organism in Eukaryota, Fungi, Basidiomycota, Pucciniomycetes, Pucciniales, Melampsoraceae. Bases 1 to 1167 code for a protein of 388 amino acids. The record is from RefSeq and is a predicted model, not a curated record. Gene Ontology annotation, molecular function: transaminase activity; pyridoxal phosphate binding. The transcript is spliced from 7 exons.
AUGCGCAGGGCGCGAGAAAGGGGAUUUAUCGGAUCCACAAACUCGAACGUUGGCACUCUUAUGCAUCUCAUACUCAAAAUCUACAAGACAUCUAUUACUGCAGAAUUACCACCAUUCCAACAACAGCAUAUUGUACCUUGGGGUCAACUCCUACUGACUGUAGUCCCUAAACCACUCAAGGAUAGUGUUGGAUUUCCUUCUCAACUCGAGGACAGAGAGCGAACACCUCCUAGGACUGGCAUCCCACGUAGGGCUGAACAAUCAUCACCUUCAACUUCUAGACAAAUUCCUUCUGGACCUAUGGCCCGUGCAAGAACAUCGAUUCGAAAAGUCAAUGACUUCGAUAUUAUUGGAGCAUCGGAUAUGGCCAGCAAACCUAUGGCUGCUGAUCCAAAUUGUAAUCCUAAGAUUAGGAAUAGAUUAAGUACCCGAAUAGGUUCAUCUGUUAGAGAGAUUCUUCAAAAACAUAGUAGUCGAGUUUCACAAUCUGGUAGUCCUAUGAUUGGAGAUAUUGAACUUGAAGAAGAUGCAUCGAAUUUAGAGUUUGAUAUUGAAAGUGAAUUUCAAAGGUUAUCGGGAGAAAUUAGACUUGAAGAAGUAGUAGUUGAAGAAGAAGGAGAGUCAAGUAAGCGAUCGCUCAAGUUUAAUCAAACUGUGGCUACCACAAGUCUAACUCCGAUUCCAAAAGAAAUGAGAUCUACUGAAAAUAAUAGUAAUCAACCUCAUCAAGCAAAUGAAGGUAAUUCAGAAAGUAGAAGUGGAAUUGGAAAUCGAUUUAGAAAUGAAAUCACUUCUGAUGCUGGUUAUUUAAAUAAAGGUGAAUCAGGAUCAAAUUUUACUUCAAAUUUUCCGAUUACUAUUACCAGUCCAGAGAGAUGGAAUAAGGUAUUAGAAUUUGAAGAAGAGUUUGGUCAAACAAAUUCAAAAACACUUGGGAUGGAAGAUAAUCAGAUUCAACCUAAUGUUUUAUUGAUGAAUUAUAAUCUUAGACAUCCUAUUUAUUCAAUCGACCAAAUCAAUUCCAAAAGAUUGCCUGAAACAGCCGGAUGUAAAGUAUGGGAUCCAGAAGGAAUUGAUUACAUUGAUUGUUUGGGCGCUUAUUUAGCUGUCAAUCAAGGACAUUGUCAUCCUAAAACAAUUCAAGCACUGAUCAAGCUCAAACUUUAA